AUGGAAGGUGACCGACUCAAUAUGCUUGGCGAGUGGUGGCGCAAGCUAGGUGUCGCCGUCGCUCAGAACCGUCCGGCACACGCUGGAGGCCACGGCGGCGGUCUGCCCGCCGAGACGAAUGGUCGGCAAGUUACCUUGUUGGAGCAAGUCCGGCCGAACACGUUCUUCGCCAUGACGGUCAAGCUUCUCUUUGUUGUUCCCAACGACUGGAACAGGCGCUACGAGCUCUACGUUACCGACGGGACUGUCAACCCCGCCCCGACCCGCAACUUUCACAAUGUCGAUGCUCAGAUCGCACCCAGUGCGGUUAUCUGCCUGACUGUUUUCGAUACGACUCAGCACCAGGCGAGCCUGUUUGAGGUCGGCAAGUUCUACACGUUUAAGAAUCUACGGAGCAAGGACCGCAAUGGCCUCGAGCUCAACUGGUCUGACAAAGUCACCGAGAAGCAAGCAGAGGAAGGGUGGCGCCCGAAGGCCGUCAUCGUCGUGCAAAGGGAAAGCGAGGAGGCCCAGGAGAUCGAGGCGUGA
This is a messenger RNA of Vanrija pseudolonga, 528 nucleotides long. RefSeq lists its product as uncharacterized. The transcript is spliced from 2 exons. The coding region runs from base 1 to 528 and encodes 175 amino acids. NCBI's taxonomy places the organism in Eukaryota, Fungi, Basidiomycota, Tremellomycetes, Trichosporonales, Trichosporonaceae. The record is from RefSeq and is a predicted model, not a curated record.